Helianthus annuus (common sunflower) is the source of this 1462-nucleotide messenger RNA. RefSeq names its product protein FATTY ACID EXPORT 3, chloroplastic. The coding region runs from base 195 to 1151 and encodes 318 amino acids. Gene Ontology annotation, cellular component: membrane. The record is from RefSeq and is a predicted model, not a curated record. The transcript has 7 exons. NCBI's taxonomy places the organism in Eukaryota, Viridiplantae, Streptophyta, Magnoliopsida, Asterales, Asteraceae.
CAAUUGAUAUUCAUUACGUGCCAACAAAGUGAUGCAAUACUUGACUUUCCGGCAUCCCGGCUCACUUUAGUACCAACCCUUCACCUAUCGUUCUCUUCGCCUCCAUCCAGCCCAUACGUACCAAGCUCACAUUAGCAUCAAUCAUCUCUCAAACAAAUUAACAGUUGCAGCAACAAACCCUAACAACAACAGUCAUGAACACUGCAAUCAACACUCCUACUAUAACCAACCCUAACCCUAGCGACCUAUGCAUAAACAGACCUCCAACGGCCACGUUUUGUCGGUUAUCCCCGCUUCUCCGACCUCGUAGCUCCGGCGUACUCACGCUACCGGUUUCUGUCUCCGGUUAUCCGAAAGGUUUACUCAUCUCCGGUUCGAAGUUCCGGAACCGGCCGGUUUUCUCGUUUGCUGAGGAUUCGCCUUCUGAAAUUGAAAUAGAAGAGGAAGCAAACCGUAUUCAAGAACAAGCUCAAGAAUCUGAAGAAGCCUGGAAACAAACUUUAGCCUCUUUCAAAGAACAAGCAUUAAAAAUGUUGAAUAUUUCCCAAGAAGCUUAUGAAGUGUACUUAACAAAGGCUACAACAAUACUGAAGGAGACCUCACAUCAAUUAAAGAUCCAAGCUGAUAAAGCGAGUGAGGAUUUGAGUGUGGUCGCUAAGGAACUUAGUGAAGAAGGUAAAGUGUAUCUGUCUUCUGCUGCAGAGAACUCCCCUGCACCAGUGAAGGAUAUUGUGGAAACCUUUGCUUCUUCAGCUGAUGACUUGAAAGAUGUAUCACAAGUGCUUGACUUUUAUGUCGGUAUUCCAUAUGGUGGGCUGCUUACUUUAGGUGGUUUCCUUUCUUUCAUGAUUACCGGAAGCAUAUCUGCAAUUAGAUUUGGUGUUAUUCUUGGUGGAACUCUUCUGGGCUUGGCUGUCUAUAGUCUACGAUCAUGGAAGAAAGGGGAAUCGUCUGUUGUUGCUUUGAAAGGCCAAGCAGCCAUUGCUACAAUAUUGUUUUUGAGGGAUCUACGCCUAGUGUUCUCGAGACCUGCAUUCACCAGAUAUAUUACACUGAUAAUCAGUGGUGUGGCACUGGCGUUUUACAUCUACAGAGUCACAUACUCACGUGGACAGUCAACAGGAGGAUCGAGUAUUGAGAAUGAAACUUAAAAUUAGCUCUAUGUUGCAAGGUAAUAAUGAAUGACAAUAAUACCCCACCGUCGGCUUCUAUUGUUGUGUGUUUCUAGUGUAAUGGAAUCCGAGUUUCGACUUUGUUUCCUUCAUAUUUUGAAAGGCGUCUACUCCUAUUUUUAUGUGUUCCCAAUGUAACGGAAUCCGGGUUUCGACUUUGUUUCCUUCAUUUUUUGAAGGGCAUGAGUGAUAUGAUAUCCUAUUUUGAAGGCAAAUGUUCCCUACAUUUUUUUUUCCGAAAACAUUUCAUUUUCUUAAUGUAUUUAACCAAAGAAGAGUUAAGGAUUGUA